AUGAAGGGGGUGCAGGAUGAUGCCUCUCUUGCGGCUAAAAUCCAGCUGGCAAUGGGCAUGGGGCUUCUGGCGUUCCUGAGAGAGCUGCGCUUCGCGAUAAUUCAACGACUCCGCGUUUACUAUGCGCAGGACCCAUAUUUUGGAGCUGAGAUAGGGCGUGGUUGUUUCGCCGUAUUUUGCAAGGUUAUUGUGCUUUAG
This is a messenger RNA of Penicillium coprophilum, 198 nucleotides long. RefSeq lists its product as uncharacterized. The transcript has a single exon. The record is from RefSeq and is a predicted model, not a curated record. Lineage: Eukaryota; Fungi; Ascomycota; Eurotiomycetes; Eurotiales; Aspergillaceae. Bases 1 to 198 code for a protein of 65 amino acids.